This is a messenger RNA of Hibiscus syriacus, 963 nucleotides long. Its product is annotated as tetraspanin-3-like. Lineage: Eukaryota; Viridiplantae; Streptophyta; Magnoliopsida; Malvales; Malvaceae. Gene Ontology annotation, cellular component: plasma membrane; plasmodesma. The transcript has 2 exons. The record is from RefSeq and is a predicted model, not a curated record. Gene Ontology annotation, biological process: auxin-activated signaling pathway. Bases 91 to 948 code for a protein of 285 amino acids.
GUAGAAAAGAAGACCCAAAAACAAAAUCCUGUAAAAGAAGCAGAUUACACUUCCAAAGAGAUCAAAUCGGAAAGAAAGAAAAAUAGUAAAAUGAGAGCCAGCAAUCACUUGAUAGGGUUACUAAACUUCUUAACGUUUUUGUUAUCAAUAGUAAUCUUGGGUGGCGGAAUAUGGCUGAGCAGCAGAGCCAACAACACCGACUGUCUGAAGUUCUUGCAGUGGCCGUUGGUAGUUAUCGGAGCGUCGAUCAUGGCGGUUUCCUUGGCGGGUUUCGCCGGAGCUUGUUAUAGGAACACCUUCUUGUUGCGGCUUUACCUCUUCGUCAUGUUGUUCAUCAUCGCGGCGCUCUUCGGGUUCGUAAUCUUUGCGUACGCCGUGACUGAAAAAGGGUCGGGUCGGCCGGUGGUGAACAAAGGCUACUUGGAGUAUUACUUGGGGGAUUACUCGGGGUGGCUUAAAGACCGAGUGGUGGAUGAACAGUACUGGGCUAAGAUUAGUUCUUGUAUUAGGGACUCUAAAGUUUGUGGCAAGAUGGGAAGGAGUUUUAAUGGCGUUUCUGAAACUUUUGACAUGUUUUCCAUGAGGAAGCUCAGCCCUAUCCAGUCUGGUUGCUGCAAGCCCCCUUCAGACUGCAGCUUUGUCUAUGUCAACGAGACGCUAUGGGACACCAGCGGAAUGAUGAUCGGAACCGACACCGACUGCUCCCGAUGGAGCAACGACCAACAGCAGCUGUGCUAUCAAUGCGAUUCCUGCAAGGCAGGCGUGCUGGGAAACCUGAAGAAGAGCUGGAGGAAGGUGUCGGUGAUCAACAUAGUCGUGCUCAUCCUUUUAGUCAUCUUCUACGUCGUCGCCUGCGCCGCUUUCAGAAACAAUAAGAGGAUGGACAAUGACGAACCUUAUGGCGAGGCAAGGAUGACAAAAGCACAACCAAGCAGGAUUCAGCUAUAGAAAGCAUCUUAGGAA